Messenger RNA from Scomber japonicus (chub mackerel), 900 nucleotides. Its product is annotated as transcription factor COE3-like. Gene Ontology annotation, molecular function: DNA-binding transcription factor activity, RNA polymerase II-specific; RNA polymerase II cis-regulatory region sequence-specific DNA binding. The record is from RefSeq and is a predicted model, not a curated record. Bases 1 to 900 code for a protein of 299 amino acids. Gene Ontology annotation, biological process: regulation of transcription by RNA polymerase II. The transcript is spliced from 8 exons. NCBI's taxonomy places the organism in Eukaryota, Metazoa, Chordata, Actinopteri, Scombriformes, Scombridae.
AUGCUUUACUGCCCAAGCCUGCCGCCCGCAGAUGGCAGCGGGCGUGCUGCUGGAAAACGCCAAGGUCGCGGCGGCAUGUGCUUUGCUCUCUGUGUCUACAGCGAAUGUGAGGAGGAUGAGGAGGAGGAGGAGGAAGGGGUUGCAGAUUCCUUGAACGAGCCAACCAUCGACUACGGCUUCCAGAGGUUACAGAAGGUCAUCCCUCGUCACCCCGGCGACCCCGAGAGGUUACCUAAGGAGGUGCUGUUGAAGCGAGCAGCCGACCUGGUGGAGGCUUUGUAUGGGAUGCCGCACAACAACCAGGAGAUCAUCCUGAAGCGAGCAGCAGACCUGACUGAAGCUCUGUACAGCGUUCCUCGUAGUCACAACCAGCUGCCGUCUCUGACCGGCUCCGCUGCUCACUCGGGGAUGAUGGGAGUCAAUUCCUUCAGCAGCCAGCUCGCCGUCAACAUCUCCGAGGCCUCGCAGGCCGACCAGGGUUACUCCCGUAACUCGAACAGCGUGUCUCCCCGCGGCUACGUGCCGAGCUCCACGCCUCAGCAGUCCAACUACAACACCAUCACGUCCACCAUGAACGGAUACGGAGCCGGGAUGACCAACCUCGGCGUUCCCGGGUCUCCCAGCUUCCUCAACGGCUCCACCGCCAACUCUGCUUACGCAAGUGUCCCCCCACCCCCCCUCCUUUCUCCUACUUCUCGUCUUCCUCACCUCCUCCUCUCUUCUUCCUCUGCUCCCAUAGGCCCUUAUUCAUUCUCUCCUGUCCAUAUGGUUUCUGCAGUCAAACAGAAGAGCGCCUUCGCCCCUGUCGUGCGGCCACAGACCUCCCCGCCCCCCACCUGCACCACCACCAAUGGCAGCAACCUCCAGGCCAUGGCAGGUCUCAUCGUCCCGCCCAUGUGA